Molecule: messenger RNA, 1125 nt
Organism: Microthlaspi erraticum
Lineage: Eukaryota; Viridiplantae; Streptophyta; Magnoliopsida; Brassicales; Brassicaceae
Source: the annotation of a GenBank genome assembly
AUGGUUGAAGAAAUUUACGGGAGAAAAUGUUACUGCUGUGAUGAAGAUCUUGAAACAGUAUUUUAUUAUUGCUUAACUUGCGAUUAUGCUAUGAAUGUAGCUUGUGUGGAGAAACCACCACUCCUAGCUAUAGACCACCCGAAGUGGCAUGAGCAUCCACUUGCUUUGUUUCCAAGAUGGACCUCCUUAAAUUGCAACCUAUGUGCUUUGGUCCACUUGAGCUGUCCUAUCUAUAUGUGCCCUCCUUGUGAUUUUGUGCUCCAUCAAACAUGCAUCAGCUUACCACGUGUCAUAAGGAUAUCUCGCCAUUCCCAUCGUAUCUCCUUCACCCCAUCUUUUGACCAAGGAGAUUGGUCUUGUCGUGUUUGUCAAAGAAGCAUUGAUAAUGAAUAUGGGGGUUAUUCUUGCAUCAAGAACGGUUGCUCGUAUGCAGCUCAUUCCAAAUGUGCCACGCAGAGCAAUGUGUGGGAUGGCGUAGAACUUGAGGACGUGCCAGAAGAGAUAGAAGAAGAAGUAGUUGAGCCGUUUCUAAGGAUAAGUGAUGGAGUCAUUCAACAUUUUCUUCAUGCAAAUCAUCAUUUGAGACUUGAUGAUAACACAUGUGGAGAUUACGACGAUAAUAAGCAAUGUCAAGCCUGCAUCACGCCAAUCUAUUUCGGUAGCUUCUACUCUUGUAUGAAAUGUGAUUUCAUUCUCCACGAAGAAUGCGCAAAUCUCUCUCGCAAAAUACAUCACCCGAUACAUCCACAUGUGCUCACACUGAUGAGCGGUCAUGAGAGCGCAAUGGUGAAAAAGAUUUCAUGUUCUGCUUGUCCUUGGUUCUGCACAUCUGGUUUCUUCUAUAAUUGUUUUGACAAAGGAUGUAAAUUCCAGCUCCACGUGCAGUGCACCACAAUUUCUGAGCCAUUAGUCCAUGAAAGUCAUGAACAUCCUUUAUUCCUGACCUCCAAACCAGACGAAUGUGCUACUUUACCUCAAAGGGCGAUGUAUAAGCAUGAUAAACAUAUGCUAACUCUUUCUUAUGGGAAGGAGACAAGUACCGCAACGCAUUGGUGUGAAGUUUGCGAAGGAAAGGAUUUAGUUGUCAAUGCCGCUCACAAGUCACACACACUUGAAUUCGGAUGA